AUGGAGAACAAGGGUGGGAAAUGCUUUCCUUUUAAAUCUGACAUUGAAGACCUGAUGUUGGCAACAAAAAUGCUGGUAGGGGAUAUUUUAUGGCUAGAAAGGGUGGAAAUAUCUUGGCUUUUAGAGUUUAGUAAUUUGUCUGAGUUUGGAGAUUUUGUUCGUAGCAGUAUCAUGACUUCAUCUGUUCCUGACCUUUCUGAUCCAAAUGCUAGAGAGGAGCUCGUGACUCUACCUCACGAAUCAGAUAUUGGUGAGGCAGAUGAGCAACAAAAGCUCUCAAAAACUCAAGUCCAAUCUUCAUCCCCGGCUAUUGGGAUGUCACAUCCAAUCAUUACCACAUCAAAUAUGCAAUGCGCAACACCGCAACUUGGAGUUGGAAAUCCUAUGGACCUCUUCGCUUUAGCGUUGUAUCGGGGUUUUUCUUUUCAACGAUUGAUCGUAGUUUUUAGGGUUUUGGUUGAGGAAGAUUCGGGGAUAGAAUACAGGGUGGUGGCAGUGAACAAUACCUGGUGA
Messenger RNA from Ilex paraguariensis (yerba mate), 513 nucleotides. Lineage: Eukaryota; Viridiplantae; Streptophyta; Magnoliopsida; Aquifoliales; Aquifoliaceae. The record is from the annotation of a GenBank genome assembly.